Molecule: messenger RNA, 1860 nt
Organism: Mesitornis unicolor (brown roatelo)
Lineage: Eukaryota; Metazoa; Chordata; Aves; Mesitornithiformes; Mesitornithidae
Gene: KBTBD12
Product: kelch repeat and BTB (POZ) domain containing 12
Exons: 6
Coding region: 1-1860 (619 amino acids)
Molecular function (GO): protein binding
Source: RefSeq, a predicted model, not a curated record
AUGGAUCAGAAGACUGAGGAGAAAAGAAAGCAGCGCCACAGCUGGACUUUACUGGAACAAGUAAAGAGGAUGAAAGAAUCAACAGAGAUCAUUGACGUUGUGCUAAUUGCUGAAGGUGAGAAAUUCCCCUGCCAUAAGGUGGUGCUGGCUGCCUUCAGCCCCUAUUUCAGAGCCAUGUUUACCUGUGGCUUGGCUGAGUGCACCCAACGGGAUGUGGUGCUGUACGACGUCUCUGCGGAGAGCGUGUCCGUGCUACUCCACUACAUGUACAGCGCAGAUCUGCGCCUCGCUCACCACAACGUGCAGACUGUCGCGCUCGCUGCCUAUUUCAUGCAGAUGGAAGAGGUUUCCAACAUGUGUCAGAAGUACAUGAUGGACCAUAUGGAUGCUUCCAACUGCGUGGGCAUCUACUACUUCGCAAGCCACAUCGGGGCAGAAGAUUUAUCCGAUCAAGCAAGGAAAUACUUAUAUCAGCAUUUUGCUGAGGUGAGCUUGCAGGAAGAAAUAUUGGAGGUUGAAUUCCAGCAGCUGCUGACUCUCAUAAAAUCUGAUGAUCUGAACAUUUCCAGGGAGGAGAGCAUCCUGGACCUUGUCAUUAGGUGGGUGAAGCACAGCAGAAAGUCCCGUGCAGGGCACCUUCCCGAGCUUCUGAAGCAAGUGAGGCUGGCGCUGGUCAGCCCGUCCUUCCUUCUGGAGGCCCGCAAAAGGAACACAAUGAUCCUCUGCAGCGCAGAAUGCAAUGAUAUGUUUGAGGAAGCACUCAACGCCAUCAAGCUCUCCAGCCACCCUUCUCUCAGCCUGCGCUAUGGCAUGGAGACCACCGACCUCUUGCUCUGCAUCGGCAACAAUUCCCUCGGCAUUAGGUCAAGACACGGUAGCUAUGCAGACGCCAGUUUUUGUUACGCUCCUGCAACACGAAAGACGUACUUCAUUUCCUCUCCGAAGUAUGGAGAGGGGUUGGGAUGUGUUUGCGCUGGUGUUGUCACUGAGAAUAAUGAAAUUAUUGUGGCAGGAGAGGCAAGCGCCACCAAAAUGUCUAGGCAAAAGACCAGGAACAUCGAAAUUUAUAGGUACAGAGAUAGAGGAAACCAGUUUUGGCAAAGCCUGUGCAGCACUCAGCUCCGUGAACUCUAUGCGCUGGGCACUGUCCAGAACGAUCUCUAUGUCAUAGGAGGGCAAAUGAAAGUGAAAAACCAGUACCAGGUCACAAACGGUGUGGAGAGGUACUCCAUGGAGCAAGGCAGCUGGAGGAGCUCGGCGCCUCUCCCGGUCCCGUUGGCCUGCCACGUGGUGGUGACGGUGAAGAACAAGCUCUAUGUGCUGGGGGGAUGGACACCACAGACGGAUCUGCCUGACGAUGAGCCGGAUCGAUUGAGUAACAGAACAUUUCAGUAUGACCCAGGCCAAGACAAAUGGACAGAAGGAGCGCCAAUGAAGUUCUCCAAGUACCGCUUCAGCGCGGCCGUCGUCAACAGCGAGAUUUAUGUCUUGGGAGGAAUCGGGUGCCUUGGCCGUGACCGGGGACAGACACGGAAAUGCCUUGACGCGGUGGAGAUUUACAACCCCGAUGGAGACUUCUGGAGGGAUGGACCUCCCAUGCCCUCUCCCCUGCUCUCCCUGCGAACAAACUCCAGCAGUGCGGGCUGCGUGGAGGGGAAGCUGUACCUCUGUGGGGGAUUUCACGGAGCAGCUCGUCAUGAAGUUAUCACCAAGGAGAUCCUCGAGCUGGACCCGUGGGAGAACCACUGGAACGUGGUAGCCAUCAACGCCCUCAUGCACGACAGCUACGACGUCUGCCUGGUGGCCAGGCUGAACCCGCGGGAUCUCAUCCCUCCUCCCCCAGAUUUAGUGGACCAGUAG